Molecule: messenger RNA, 576 nt
Organism: Lathyrus oleraceus (garden pea)
Lineage: Eukaryota; Viridiplantae; Streptophyta; Magnoliopsida; Fabales; Fabaceae
Exons: 2
Coding region: 1-576 (191 amino acids)
Source: RefSeq, a predicted model, not a curated record
AUGCAGAUGUUUGUGAAUGGUCUCAAAAUAAAUACCAAACAAUUGAUUGAUACCGCAGCUGGUGGCUCUACUAAUUUCUCAACAGCCACCAGUAUCAAAAAGGCCAUUGAAGUUAUUACUGUUAAUGAGCACUUGGAGUUGUACGACAUAUGUGUAAGUAAACUAGAAGGGGUUAUCGAUUUAAAGCUAGAAACCAAUAAAAUCCGUAUCGAAGAUAUUAUAGCUGCUAAAGUUGAGAAGAAGCUGAAGGCUAUAAAUAUAGGAGCAAGUGUGAGUCUCAUGCCGUUAUCCAUUUACAAGAAGCGGGGUAUAGGGGUUGUGCAAGAUACCAGGAUGACACUCCAAUUCGCCGAUCAUUCGGUUAAGAAACCUUAUGUUAUUGUUGAAGAUAUUAUAGUGAAAAUUGACAAGUUUGUAUUCCCGGUGGAUUUCGUGAUUCUAGAAAUGCCUGAAGAUGAAGAGAUUCCUUUCAUUCCUGGGAGACCCUUUUUAGAGACGGGAAGAUGCUUGAUCAACAUAGAAGAAGUAAUUAUGACUUUGAAGGUUUAUGAUGAGGAAUUAAAGAUUGAUGUUUGA